UGGAUGCAGCUGUUCUGAACAGAUUGGUUUUUAAAAAGAGGGUUAUGUCAAAGGAGGAGAAAACUCUUGUCUUUGUAGUUGUCUGCUGUAAUAGGAAGGAUCCAGGAUGUCUGGGCAUGGCAAGAAGCCUGCAAAGCCUGUAAUCAAGGUAAAAGAAAGCAAAAGUGCAAGAGCUGGCUUGCAUUUCCCUGUGAGCCGCAUUGGACGUCUUUUGAGACGGGGUCGGUAUGCAGAAAGAGUGGGAGUUGGAGCCUCGGUGUACAUGGCUGCCGUGUUGGAAUAUCUGACGGCAGAGCUACUGGAGCUGGCAGGAAAUGCUGCUCAUGAAAGCAAGAGGCAACGAAUUGGGCCACGCCACAUCCAGUUGGCGAUCAGAAACGAUGAUGAGUUGAACAAGCUGUUUGCACAUGUGACAAUUGCUGAAGGUGGAGUUCUCCCCCACAUCCAUGCUCUGCUUAUUCCAAAGAAGACUCUGCAGCGUAAGGAAGCCACAGGAGACCCCGAAUCCCAGGAAUUCUAAAACCUUCAGCAUUUCAGUAUCUUGCAAGAACAGACUCUGCCAGAAAGGUUGUAUUGUCAGAAGCUAAGCUUUUGUUCUUUGGAGCAUUCAUCAUUAGUAUGGACUGUUGUUAAAAAAA
Messenger RNA from Lacerta agilis (Sand lizard), 638 nucleotides. RefSeq names its product histone H2A, sperm-like. The transcript is spliced from 2 exons. Bases 107 to 520 code for a protein of 137 amino acids. The record is from RefSeq and is a predicted model, not a curated record. Gene Ontology annotation, cellular component: nucleosome. Lineage: Eukaryota; Metazoa; Chordata; Lepidosauria; Squamata; Lacertidae. Gene Ontology annotation, molecular function: protein heterodimerization activity; structural constituent of chromatin; DNA binding.